Messenger RNA from Myiozetetes cayanensis, 1461 nucleotides. RefSeq names its product colony stimulating factor 3 (gene CSF3). Gene Ontology annotation, molecular function: cytokine activity; growth factor activity. The record is from RefSeq and is a predicted model, not a curated record. Gene Ontology annotation, biological process: positive regulation of myeloid cell differentiation; positive regulation of cell population proliferation; immune response. The transcript is spliced from 5 exons. Lineage: Eukaryota; Metazoa; Chordata; Aves; Passeriformes; Tyrannidae. Bases 124 to 732 code for a protein of 202 amino acids. Gene Ontology annotation, cellular component: extracellular region.
CCCGGGGCCCGCGCUAUAAAUGCCCUGAUCGAUGAGCAGAGCUGGGCAGGACAGAGGGAGGCCGGGCCGGGCUGGGCUGGGCUGCUCUGAACUGAGGAGGAGACGCCGAGCCGGGCACCCACCAUGUGCUCCCUCACCCGUGGGCUGGCGCUGCUGGGCGCGCUGCUGUGGGCACCGUGGUGGGCACUGGACGGGGCACCGCUGCCCGAGCUCUCCGGGGACCUGGACUUCCAGCUCUUCCUGCAGAGGAACCUCGAGUUCACCCGCAAGAUCCGUGGGGACGUGGCCGCGCUGCAGCACGUGGUGUGCGACACCUUCCAGCUGUGCAAGGAGGAAGAGCUGCUGCUGGUGCGGCAGGACCUGGACAUCGCGCAGGUGCCGCUGGAGCAGUGCCACAGCCGCUCCUUCCAGGCGGACACCUGCUUCAACCAGAUCCGCGCCGGGCUCCGCGCCUACCACGGCUCCCUGGCCGCUGUGCGGGACCUGCUGCCCCGCCACGCCGGGCUGGUGGAGACCCUGCAGCUGGACAUGGCCAACCUGUCCUCCAACAUCCAGCAGCAGAUGGAGGACCUGGGCCUGGCCACGGUGACAUACCCGGCAGAGAACCCGGACCCCCUGCCCACCUUCUCCUCCCACUUCCACCACCAAGUCGGCGGUUUCUUCAUCCUGGCCAACUUCCAGCGGUUCCUGGAGACGGCAUACCGGGCACUGCGGCACCUCGCCCGCCUCUGACCCCUGCUCGUGGAUGUCCCACCCGAGGGACAUCCCAGGAGCGCCCCGUUUUCUGCUUAUUUAAUAUUUAUGGCUAUUUAAUAUUUAUCUGGCCGGGGAUGCUCCCCCCGCUCCGGGGGUCCCCGCGGCGGAUCCGUGCACGGGUAUCUGUGCAGCAUCACCCUUGUUUAAUAUUUAAACACAAGCGUAUCUCUGCUACGAGGUUCGGGAGCUGGGCAGAGCCCCCGCAGCUGCCGUGGCACCGCCUGUGCCUCCGUUUCCCCACGGUUUGCGCUGCAGGGGCUCCCCUGCAGCAUCCCACGGGAAACCGCCUUCAUCCGAGGAUGAGGAUGCUCCAGAGCAGCAUCUCCCUGCCUGGGCUGCAGCCUGCAGGGACACAUCUGACGGGUGUUAUUUCUAGUAAUUAAUAUUUAGUAGCCAUUAGGGAGGGAGAGGAGGAUGGAAAUGCCGUAGGGAUGCGACCCACCCGGAACGAGGCUUUUCUGGGGAGCACCAGCGCUUGGGGGGGCUGUUUCUGCUCUGUCCCCGCCUUCCCUGCCAAAAUUCAGGGUAUUUAUUGCAGUUUAACUUAUUCAUGCCCAUCCCUGGCCGGGAGGAGCUGCUUGGACACGGUCCCAUCCCCCUGAGCCUGACGCAGCCCCGGUCCCGUGGCCGUGUGGGAGCUGCGGGCGGGGGGCGGCGGAUUUUGUACUGUAUUUAUUGCUCCAGUUGGGUCAGCCCCGAGGAACA